Messenger RNA from Sphaerodactylus townsendi, 1342 nucleotides. It is a transcript of the gene DNAJC25, whose product is annotated as DnaJ heat shock protein family (Hsp40) member C25. The record is from RefSeq and is a predicted model, not a curated record. Gene Ontology annotation, biological process: protein folding. Gene Ontology annotation, cellular component: endoplasmic reticulum membrane. Bases 62 to 1102 code for a protein of 346 amino acids. Lineage: Eukaryota; Metazoa; Chordata; Lepidosauria; Squamata; Sphaerodactylidae. The transcript has 4 exons.
GCUGUCGCGGCGCGCGCGAGAGAGAGAGGCAGACAAAAGUCGGUCGCCCUUGGCGACGGCCAUGGUUCUGGAGUGGGGUCGGCGGCGGCCAUGGCGGCGAGAGCCCGGGCUGCUGGGGUGGCUGGCGCUGUGGGGGGUCCUGUGCGUGCGGCCGGCGGAGGCGCUGGUGGAAGGCCUGUACUGCGGGAAGGUGGUGUGCUACGACGUGCUGGGCGUGAGGCGAGAUGCCAGCAAGGCUGAAAUCGCCCGGGCGUACCGGCAGCUGGCCCUGCGCUACCACCCGGACCGGCAGCCGAGCGGCGAGGCCUCGCAGGAGAACUUCCUCCUCAUUGCCACCGCCUACGAGACCCUCAAGGAUGAAGAAACCCGUAAAGAUUAUGAUUACAUGUUGGAUCAUCCUGAGGAAUAUUACAGCCAUUACUAUCACUAUUAUAGCAGAAGACUAGCCCCAAAGGUAGACGUCAGAAUAGUGAUUCUAGUCGCUGUCUGUGCCAUCUCAGUUUUUCAGUUCUUCAGCUGGUGGAGUAGCUACAACGAAGCUAUCAACUUCCUAGCCACCGUGCCAAAAUACCGUAUACAAGCCACUGAGAUUGCCAGGCAGCAAGGCCUACUGAACAGAGCCAAAGAAAAAGGGAAACACAGACGGUCCAAGGAAGAAAUCCGUAAAGAAGAAGAAGAAAUAAUCAAAGAUGUCAUCAAGAACAAAAUAGAUAUUAAGGGUGGCUAUCAGAAGCCUCAAUUGUAUGACAUUCUCUUAUUUCAAAUUCUCCUAACUCCUUUUUAUGUCUUUAAGUACAUAGCAUGGUGGUGUUGGUGGAUUUAUUGUUUCAAUGUCAAGGGACAAGAGUAUGGUGAAGAAGAGAAGCUGUACCUCAUACGAAAAUCCAUGAAAAUGUCGCAGUCUCAGUUUGACAGUUUGGAAGAUCAACAGAAAGAGACUUUUCUUGAACGGCAGCUCUGGAUAAGAGAGAAAUACGAGCUUUACAAACUGGAACAAGAAGAAGAAAUGAAGAAAAAGAUGGCAAUGGAUCCUCGAUGGAAAAGAUACAGGCGGUGGAUGAGGAAAGAAGGACCCGGAAGACUCACGUUUAUUGAUGAUUGACGGUUGCAGUAAUGUGCAUAGUUCCUGUUACAGAUUGGCAAAUUGAAUCCGAACCUAAAACAUUCAAGAGUUUUAACUGCUGUGUCUCAGCAGUGGGUUUUUUUUUUAACUCAGGAAUUAAUCAGGCAGGAAACUAGUACCAUUUUAUGACUUUUUAUAUAUAUAAAAUAAAAACAAGUCCACUGAUUGGAGUUCGUUGUUAUGGAUAUAAAAUGGAAUUAAACAGUAUGUUUGACACGG